Molecule: messenger RNA, 1304 nt
Organism: Onthophagus taurus
Lineage: Eukaryota; Metazoa; Arthropoda; Insecta; Coleoptera; Scarabaeidae
Source: RefSeq, a predicted model, not a curated record
CUUCCAAGCGAUUGGUUGGCGGCCAGAAAUAAUCAGUAGAAUUCACGGGUUGCUAAUAUGAACGUCGAGGAGACAGCUGUAAUUGUGUAUUUAGUUAUGCGGAAGAAGAAAAAGAGAAAUGCACGAAAAAAAUAUUGGGUGCAUCCAUUAUUACGUGAAAGACAAUCAAAAGGACUGUUUUAUACUUACUACUUUGACAUCAAAAAUUAUGAAGCCAAAUUCUUCAAUUAUAUGAGAAUGUCAAGGAGCACGUUUCAUCACCUACUGGAUGGAAUAAAAACAAAAAUAAGUGGAAGUAAUAGCCGCUUUCGUCAGUGUAUAUCACCAGAAGAAAAAUUAGUUAUUACUGUGAGAUAUUUGGCGACAGGAUGUUCUUUUGCACAUAUAAGUCAUGAUUUCCGAAUUGGAUUAACAACUACAGGAGAAAUAGUAUCGGAUGUCUGUCAAGCAAUAUGGGAAAAUAUAAAACCAAUCGCGAUUCCGCCUUUGACAAGGGAUAAGUGGAAUGAAGUAGCGGAAGGUUUUAAAAAAAACGCACAAUUCCCAAAUUGCAUCGGUGCUGUGGAUGGCAAGCACAUUAAAGUUAAAUCACCAGAGCAUUCGGGUUCACUUUAUUUCAACUACAAGCACUUUUUUUCAAUUGUAUUACUUGCAAUAUGCGAUGCAGAUUAUAAGUUUAUUUAUAUAGAUGUUGGUGCAUAUGGUAAAUGCAGUGAUUCUUAUAUUUUCAAAGAUCUGUUUUUUAUGAUAGACUUAUGAGCAAUAACUUGGACAUACCGAGUAAUAAGCCAAUCAAAGAAAACGGUCAAGCAAUGCCAUUCGUCUUGGUGGGUGAUGAGGCUUUUUCUCUGUCAGAACAUAUGAUGCGGCCAUAUGCAGGAAGAAUCUUGCCUGAUACCAAAAGAACAUUCAAUUACCGACUCUCACGUGCUCGCCGCUACAUCCAAUGUAGUUUUGGAAUAUUAGCAAGUAAAUGGCUCAUUCUACAUCAACCCCUAGCCGUUAAAAAGGAAUUUGCAGUUUCGAUUGUCAAAGCUAUAUGUGUUUUACAUAAUUUUGUGCGAGAACGAGAUGGGUAUAGAUUUGAGGACACAUUGUUUAUUCCUCAAAAUUUGUUAGAAAUAUCUCCAUGUCAUCCUUCUAGAGCAAAUAGAACAUCAUCUCAAUACAGGGACAUGUUUGCAGAUUACUUUUGUACUGAUGGUCGCUUAUCAUGGCAAUAAUAAACGAUUACUUACCCAGUUCUGCCUUUUCUUUUUCUUCCAAGCCUUCGCCGCCAAACAUAUUUGUCAGUUCUAUCCAUA